AUGCAGCCAUCCGGCCUAACGCGGCUCAAAGGGGAAAGGCGGCCACCGCCAAGUGUGGCGACGCUGUGCGGGACGCGGGAUCUACGGGUGGAGACCACCCUGCCCACCGUCAGGGCCGCCAGCCUCCGGCCUCUGGGCGCCUCCCUGACCCCGUGCCUGAGGCUCAGCCCCGGCCAGCGUGGCACAGAGCAGCGGGCAUGUGAGGACACAGAGGAGGCACUGUCCGCACACCCACCGGCACCCCGAUCUCCGACGUCCAGCCUCCAGGACUAUCGGCUGGCUGGUUCGUCAGGGAACAAGACGGAGACGUCCCCCACGGAGGGUGUGGGCCAGUGGGGUACGCAGGCGGUAACCAUCUGGGACGCGGUGACCGGAGGCCGGCGCGUCGUUUCCGGACCAGCGGAGGCGCAGCGGCACGCCGCGAACCGCGACAGCCGCUCGCGGAGCGCACUCCGGCUCCGGGCUGUGGGUCUGUCGGUCGGGCCCGGAGCGCAGUCCGUGUGUCCCGCGCGGGACCCGCCUCCUCCGCCCGGGACCGUUCGCAUCCAAUUAGGCGCGCGCGCUAACGAGGGCGGCGGAGCCCGCGGCCGCCUGCGGGCGCACGUGUGUGCGGCGAGUGGGCGCGUGGGCGCCGCCGGCGGGGCCGCCAUAAAUGAGCGGGCCGGGCGCGGCGGGCGCCUGAGGCGGCGGCGGCGGCGCCAGGCAGCACCGGCCGAGCGCGGGGCGGCACGGGGAGCGAGCCGAGCCGCGGCCGCCGGCACGACACCGUGCGGCGUCGCCCGGGCCGCCGGGGAUGGGAGCCCACUGCCCGCCUUCCCGCGGGCCGGAGCCCCGCCGCUCGCCGCCAGCGACACGGUGCCCGCGGCGCCCGAGGGGGCUGGGGCGGCCCGGCCCGGCCCGCCGCCGCGCCCCACCUCCUUCUCGGUGCUGGACAUCCUGGACCCCAACAAGUUCAACAGCAGAAGACGCCGCUGUGUGCUGCUGGGCCCCGUGGCGCCCGCGGCGUGCGCCCCGGCCCCCGCCGCCCCGGGACGCCCGCCGCGCUCAGAGGAGCCGGAGCGCCGUGCCCUCGCCGCCGCCGGAGGAGCUGGAGCCGGUACCGGAGCUGAGCCGCCGCACGCCGGCGACCCCUGCAAGGCGGACGAGGCCGAGGCCAACGGCUACAGCAGCGGCGGUGGCCGCAGCCCGAGCGGGGACGAGGCGCCCGACGACGAGGACGAGGACGAGGACGAGGCGCCCGAGGCGGGGGCGGCGCGCGGCGCUGAGGCGCGGGGAGGCGGCAGCGGCCUCGGGGCCCGCGGGUCGGGCUGCCAGGGCGAGGCCGAGGCGCCCCCAGGCGCUGUCGAUGAGGCCGCUGUCCCCGGCCCCCGUGGGAACUCGCCCGGAGCCCCGGGCCCGCCGGGAGCCUCGGCGGCGCCCGGGGACGCGGGGACGACCCCGCAGGGCGCGGCGACGGCGACGAAGCCCAAGCGGAAGCGCACAGGCUCCGACUCCAAGUCCGGGAAGCCGCGGCGCGCGCGCACCGCCUUCACCUACGAGCAGCUCGUGGCGCUGGAGAACAAGUUCAAGGCGACGCGCUACCUGUCGGUGUGCGAGCGCCUCAACCUGGCGCUGUCGCUGAGCCUCACCGAGACGCAGGUGAAGAUCUGGUUCCAGAACCGCCGCACCAAGUGGAAGAAGCAGAACCCGGGCGCCGAUACCAGCGCGCCGACAGGCGGCGGAGGGGGACCGGGGCCGGGUUCCGGGCCGGGUGCGGGGCUGCCCGGUGGCCUCAGCCCGCUCAGCCCGUCGCCGCCCAUGGGUGCGCCGAUCGCCAUGCACGGCCCGGCCGGGUACCCGGCGCACGGCCCCGGCGGCCUGGUGUGCGCCGCGCAGCUGCCCUUCCUGUCGAGCCCGGCGGUGCUGUCGCCCUUCGUGCUGGGCUCGCAGACCUACGGCGCGCCCGCCUUCUACGCGCCGCACCUCUGA
Messenger RNA from Aethalodelphis obliquidens (Pacific white-sided dolphin), 1968 nucleotides. RefSeq names its product NK1 homeobox 1 (gene NKX1-1). The transcript has 6 exons. Gene Ontology annotation, biological process: regulation of transcription by RNA polymerase II; cell differentiation. Gene Ontology annotation, cellular component: nucleus. Bases 1 to 1968 code for a protein of 655 amino acids. Gene Ontology annotation, molecular function: RNA polymerase II cis-regulatory region sequence-specific DNA binding; DNA-binding transcription factor activity, RNA polymerase II-specific. The record is from RefSeq and is a predicted model, not a curated record. NCBI's taxonomy places the organism in Eukaryota, Metazoa, Chordata, Mammalia, Artiodactyla, Delphinidae.